GAUUUAAAAAAUGUUUUCCUCCUUAAAUUUUAUGUAUACAUUGUCUUUUUUUCUUUUCAAUGUCAUACGAUGAUAGCGUGCAUAUCGUCCUUCAAAUUAUUAGCUUUUUCAUCAUAUUCAAUGCCCUCUAAUUAAUUUUGCAACAUGCAACUGGCCCUUGUACAACAAUGUUUUUAGUUACAGUGAAAGAGAGAGAGAGAGAAGAAUAUGUUUGAUUGUAAUAGAUUUACAAUUUUUCUACUGCCAUUUUUUCCAUUAUAAACGUCAUAAACGCCAUCUAUGUUAUGUUAUAGAAACUUCAUAGUCAUUAACUUAUGUUAAUGUUCAUAAUAUUUUUCGCUGCUUGUGCAACACUUACUAAACAUAUUGAAAUAUAUAAGAUCAAAAUUAACUAAAUUCUGAUUGUUUAAUAAUUAUUAAAACAAUUUUUUUAGUUAAAUUAUUGACAUUAAUGUACAUACAUUUGCAUAAGUACGUAACGCGCGCAUGCGCAAUUAUAUACACACACCUCAGUAUGAAAAAUGUCAGAUAUCGAAUAUAACCAAAUUCGAUAGGUUAGAAAAUUGUACAUUUUAUUAACAAGUAUCGACAUCGUAAAAACAAAAACAAAAAUAGGUAGAUAAAGUGUGAGUGAAUGUGGCAGAGGGAAAGGGUGGACAUGAAUUUGUGUAUUUCAAACAAAAUAAACUCUCUUUAUCUGUAGUACAUCAAAACACAAUCGUACAAUUAAUGUAAUUAUUAAUAGCAACAAGAAGACAAACUAAUAAAGUGGAAAAUAUGAUGGCAGAAAAUUUAGCUAAAACUUUUGCAGUAGAAGAUUUUAAUGCGGAAAAAUUUGUUAAGGAUCUCAGCGCACAAUGUAUUGGCGCAGAUGAACUUAGACAACAACGUGCAAAAAUUCAGGAACUUGCCAAUAAUACUUCUGCUUCGCUAAAGCGCAAUGUCUAUCAAAAUUAUAUGCAAUUUAUAGAAACAGCAAAAGAAAUUUCUCAUUUAGAAAGUGAAAUGUAUCAGUUGUCCCAAUUAUUAAGCGAGCAACGUUCCUUAUUAAGCACACUUGGUUCUACAAGAACUACUGGCCUUAUAUUCGAAGAUCUAUCAGAAUCCCAACAAGACAAUAACAAUGAUAAUAUUACCAAAGAGCAAGAGCAAAAGCAAAAAUUGAUUCAACUGCUUGAAAAUGUAGAAGGUGCAAUGAAUUUAGCAGAAAUUGCUGGUCGUGUCUGCUUGCACGAAGGUUCUCUUCUAGAAUUAGAUCCAGUAGAUGGGAUGCCAUUGAAAAGAAUUCAUGCUUAUUUAUUCAAUGACGUAUUAAUGAUAGCCUCUUGGUUAGCUAAUGGUGGCAAAAGGGGCCCACCAAGAUAUAAGAUGCAAGCUGUCUACAAUUUACAAAGUUUAGCUAUUGUCAAUAUCAGAGAUCUGGGUACAGUGAAAUUGGCAUUUAAACUACUUGCCUUUCCAGAUACUAGAGUAUUUCAAUGUGCAACUGCAACAAGUAAAAAGGAAUGGUUGGACAAAUGUGAACAAGCAAAAAGAGCCAAGCUGGCACAAGAAAAUGGUAGUAAUGAUGCAGAUAAGAAUACAAAUUCUAAAGAAAAACAAGCUAUACCGUCGCGUUCUAUGUCUUUGGAAUCAAAUACAUUAGGUAUAGACGAUGAAGAGGAAUUGGAAUAUCAUGAACCUCCACCCGAAUGGAUGCUAGAAGUAGCUGAGGAUUUAGAUUCUUGUAUAGCACAACGUCACUUUGAAGAUGCCUAUAGUCUUUUAGAAAGAGCUAGGACAUAUUUAAAAGAUACGACAAUGACUCCUCUUUUAUUGGAAAUUAAAACAAAAGUUAAUGAGAGAGGACGUGCUCUCAUCGAUGUUUUAAUCAAAGAACUUGAAUUGAGUUCAAAAUCAAAAUCGCUACAAGGCGGUGGUUUACGAAGCGCACGGCGUAUAGUUAGACUUUUAAUACAAUUAAAUCGUAGUGCACAAGGAUGUAAAUUGUACUUAAGAUUAUGUAGUGCUAUGCUGGAAGCAAGAAUUAAAAGAGUUAAGAGAGAAGGUGCUAUUGUGCCUUAUAUAAGACAACUUAGUGCAAUUGCUUUCAGUAAUAUAGCAGAAAUGGCUAAAGAAUUUUUAAAGCUUUUUCCACAGACUACAAAUUGUACCUCAGGUUUAGUGGUAUGGUGCAGUCAAGAAAUCAAAUACUUGACGUCGCACUUGACUAGUUUGCUAUUCAUCCCGCAAGUAUCAUUAAGCGUUUUAGCUGAAUGCAUCGUUGCUGUUAGAAGUCACUGCGACCAGCUAACACAACUAGGCAUGGAUUUUCGUUAUCAACUAGAUGGUCAGCUUAGGUCCCCUUUAUCUAAAGUUAUACUAGUUACUAGAGACAAUUGCAUUGACACAUUCGAGGCCAAUAUUGCAAAGGAUACGUGGAGCCCGACAAAUUUGCAAAAUAGUCAAAAUCUUCGAAAUUUGUUAUUGGAAUUGGAUAAUCUUAGUAUCGGUGUACCACAAGCUUAUUUAACGAAUGAUUUUUGGAUCGCAUUAACCAAUAAUACGCUAGAAUUUUCUAAAUUAUGCAUUAAUUUUAUUGAGAAUUGUCUUAGCAUUGCUACUCCGGAACUUAUGAAAACAAUCGAUACUGCUCUUUUAUCAUUAAUAGGAAAAGAAGUAAAAUAUUUAACAGAGUCUCUUAAAAAUCCAAAAUUAAAACAAGAGAGACAAAUUAUACAAGAUAACGCGGCUUAUAUCAGAGAUAUAAUUGUCAAUAGAAUUCUGGAGUUAUACGAAAGUGCAACAAAUCAGAAGUUUACUAGUCUUUUAGUAUUAAAGGAACAAAUUGUGUUCGAACCAAUUUCUCCAGUGAAACCUAAAGCCGCACCUAGGACUUCCGUACCUAAAUAUUCAUCCACUGAAUAUAUUUAAAUGAUGCAUCAUCGAAAACAAAAUUUUAACGCUUUGCAAAAAAUAUUUUCAUACAACUGAA
Molecule: messenger RNA, 2974 nt
Organism: Polistes dominula (European paper wasp)
Lineage: Eukaryota; Metazoa; Arthropoda; Insecta; Hymenoptera; Vespidae
Gene: Exo84
Product: exocyst complex component Exo84
Biological process (GO): exocytosis; Golgi to plasma membrane transport; intracellular protein localization
Cellular component (GO): exocyst
Source: RefSeq, a predicted model, not a curated record